Hyla sarda is the source of this 9140-nucleotide messenger RNA. RefSeq names its product polycystin 1 like 1, transient receptor potential channel interacting (gene PKD1L1). Gene Ontology annotation, biological process: detection of mechanical stimulus. Gene Ontology annotation, molecular function: protein binding; calcium channel activity; calcium ion binding. The record is from RefSeq and is a predicted model, not a curated record. The coding region runs from base 47 to 8596 and encodes 2849 amino acids. NCBI's taxonomy places the organism in Eukaryota, Metazoa, Chordata, Amphibia, Anura, Hylidae. Gene Ontology annotation, cellular component: membrane. The transcript has 54 exons.
UUCCUUAAACAUACCACUCACCUUCCCUAGGCUCCCAACUGACACCAUGACCAGAGCACCAUCCAGGUACAGUGAAGGAGCAGGGAUUCAAGUUCAUGUAGAUGAUAUCUGGUAUAUAGGAUGCUACAAUCAGAGCUCGCUCAAUUUCCAGGAAAAUGGAUACAAGCCAUUGCAUUCUGACAAGGGAGAUUUAACUGCUUGUUUCAAAUUUUGUCUGCAGAACAACUUUCAACUAACCGUUCGAAUAGACAAAAUAGAUUGCGUGUGUGCCAACAUGAGUAUACUGGAGGGAUCUGAAAAUGGCUCAGUUAUUUCCUCUAUUACAAAAAUGAAUGGAACAUGGAACAAUGCAGAAAGUGAAUGUGCACCUAGGUGCACAGAACCUACAUGUACGCCAUAUGGGGAUGGAAAAGGAAUGCUUGCUAUUUUCACCACUGCUGGUCCUUAUAUAAGUAAUGUGAACAUGAGUCUUUACAAUGACCAAGUGCAAAAAGGACCAGAUAUAAAUGUCACGUUUUCCAAUCAAGCCAUUAACAAUAUAACAGUAACUUCUUGGAAUCAAACCAGAAUGCAAAAAGCCUGGACAGUUGGUGAUGUUUUGCCAAGAAAGAAAUCUAUAUAUAUCUAUACCAAUGGGACAGUUUUCUCAACAGAAACAUCCAUUACAUUUAUAGCAAUGAUUGAUGAGCCUGGACCUAUGGACUUUAUCUGGCAGUUUGGAGACAGAUCGCCUGAAAGAACAGUGCGAAGAAGUCUAUUUAAAAGAUUCACUAUACCAAACAGAUACAAUGUUAUAGUUAAAGCUUCAAAUCAGUUUACCUCCUUUACAUCUGAUGUCCACACUAUAUAUGUGCAGAAAAAAGUGAUUCCGAAUCGCCUGGUGGCCAGUUCCUCUGUACUGAUAAACUCUAGUGUGAGUUUUAACUGUAGAAUAAAUUCUGGAACAAAUGCUAGUUAUUUUUGGAAUUUUGGAGAUGGUGUAGAAAGACUGGGAAAUAAUAAUGAUACACAUGUAUAUACAAGAGAAGGAGAGUACACGGUGAAUGUUUCAAUCUUUAACAAUGUUAGUUCUGCAUCCUUGACCAAGCAAAUAUUUGUUGUGAAAGAGAAUUGUCAUCCUCCACCAGUAAAAAAAUUGGGACCACUGAAAAUACAGAUUAGGAGAUACGAAGAACUACAUCUUGGAGUGACAUUUGAAGCAGCAAUACUAUGCAAUAUUUCUCAAGGACUGUAUUACUAUUGGACCUUUUUGAAAUACGAUGGCACUGUUAUUCCUUUACCACCUCAUAUUGACAAUAAAAAGCAAACGAUUACAUUGCCAGCAUUUUCCCUAGAUUAUGGGAACUAUACAGCACUAUCUCGGGUUCAAAUAGUUGGAAAUGUGGUUUACAGCAAUUACACGGUGCCAGUGGAAGUUCAGCCCAGUGAUCCAGUCAGCGUGAUUGCAAAUGGGCAUCAUUUUUUCAUCGAUAAAACCACCGUUGAAUAUUUUACAUUAAAUGGGACACCAUCUUUUGACCCAGAUAAUCCUGGAGCUCAUUUAAGGUUCCAUUGGAGCUGUACUGCAAUGUCUAUUCAUGAGUAUUCAUGCUUUGACUCAAGUGUGUCAAAUUUGCUUCAUAGCACUGAUGCUGUUAUGACCUUCCCAAUGGCUUGGCUCAAUGACAGAUGUGAUCAGUUUCAUUUCACUUUAAUUGUGUCUAAUGGAGAUCGCAAAUCUUCAAGUGCUGAAACAUUUUUAUCUAUCAGUUACAACACAAACUUUAGGUCAAUUGAAAUGACAUGUAUAGAAUGUAGAGGGCUUUUUAUUAACUGGAACCAACAGUUUUCAGUGAAGGCUGUUUGUGCAGACUGCAGUGACCCAAGUGAUAUAUCGUAUCAAUGGAAUCUAUACUUGAUCAAUGGAACAGAAACCAGCACACCAGACAUUCCAUUUUGUCGAUUGAAAGAAAGUAUGGGAGCUCCAAGUGCACUUAGUGAAAACGUACUCGAAAAUAAAACAUCUACAACAGUGCCGACCUUACAGAUUACAUUAAGUACAGUUUACCCUACAUCUGUUGAUGCAGAAAAGCAAGUUACAGAACAUUUGCUUGAAUCAACUUAUUUACCAAAAAUUACAUUUGGUAAUACAGAAAGCACGGAAUCAGUACAUGAUAUGUACAUGAUGAAGAUCUCAGAAUCAAAUCUUGAUCUUCUAGAGGAAGGAUCUUCAGGCGGUAGAGAUAUCAUGGGCCGAGGGUCAACAAUGCAUAAGUCAAGUGAUUCAGGUCUAAAUGACAAAGAACUGGAUACUUAUGAUAUGAGUGGCUUCAUAAGUGGAGAUGGAGAAGGAGGGAAUCUAUUAAGAAAUGAUACCAAAGAUCAGACACCUAAUGAUUUUGACACACAUUUAUUUGGUAAUAUUGUGGAAGGUAUUGGAGGUUCUGGAACAAGGACUGAAAGUGAAUUAGGUGACUUUGAUCUUACACAUGGCUUUUCAGAUGGAGAUACUGCUACAAAUACUGGUGAUAACUUUGUGGAUCUGACAGAUACAACACCACAUAUUUUACCUAUGGUUCACUGGUUAAAACUGCCAAUUGGUCCUGAAAUAUUUAGCAGCUAUACUACUUCAGGUAUUUCUUCUCAGACCAUUACAGUCAAACCCUUUCUUUUGAAGCCUAGCAAGAUGUAUAUGCUGGAUGUCACUUUGGAAUCACGUGGAUACAAGCUUGGAAAGUCACAACUAUACUUUACAGUAAGCGAAAUGUCACGCAAAAUGACUUGUCAGGUUCAACCCAAAAGUGGUAUUGAGGUGUUCACCAUUUUUAGCAUCUUCUGCACAUCAGGAAAAGAGGACCUUAACUAUGAAUUCAGUUACCAAGUAGGGAAGUUAUCAAGAAAGUCUCUGUAUAAAGGAAGAGACAUUCAAUAUUAUUUUAAUUUGCCUUCCGGCGAUCCAUCUGGUGGAUAUCAAGUUACUGUUUUUACACAAAUAACAAAUAUUUAUGGAUCGCAAACACAACCCUGCCCAGUAAAUGUGACUGUGCUACCCAUUGUCUUCCACAACACGUCUAGUAACCCGCAGCCACAACUUAAACUAUUUAAAGAGAGCUUGAGAAAUCUUUCUACACUUAUGUUAAUGGGAAAUCACAUUGAGGUUCGAAACUACGUCGUGUUGUUAACUACAGUCCUUAAUCGGCUUAAUACAGAGGAUGGUAAAAAGGCUUUUGAGCAACAGUCGCAAAUUAGAAACAAACUUAUUUUCAUUGUUCAAGGCUUAUCUUUUAGUAACCAGAACGAACUAAAUGAUAUUAUAUCAAUGCUGAGAGAUCUCUUUAAUGCUACAAACCAGGUAACAGCUGAGAGCGCCACUCUUAUUAUUAACUAUACGCAAUCAAUAGUCAAAGAGACAUUUGAUUACACAGAGAUUGGAAGAAACAUAAUACAGAAGAAACUGGUAGAAAAUAUCAUUUUGUUGAUAUCUAGUGCUCUGGAGGUAUAUUCCAGAUGGCCUGAACUAAAAACAGUAUUUGAGGAUGGAGUAGAAUGUAUAAGUAAUUUGAUAUUGAAAUACCUUAUUUUAAAUAAUGAACAACAUUUUGCUGUUAGCACAAAUUUCUUGGAACUUCAGACCUUCGUGCAUGAAAAUAUACAUAAUAAUAUCCAAAAGAUUGGUUCCUCAACAUUUUACUUGCCAAAAAUAUUGGAUAAUGAGACAAAAAGACAGAAUACUAGUUCAAAAUGUUUCAUUAGCCAGCUGAAGUCUUUUAAGAAAAAUCCUUACAUUUGGGCCAAAUCAUCUUCUGAGGUUAAUGGUGAAUUCACAAGCCUUAGUCUUUUUGACUGCUCAACUAGAAAAAAACUGAGUGCUCGAGAUAUUAUAACGCCAGUCACCAUAGAAAGUGAUAACCAAAAUCAGAAUGGAAGUUUUCAAAAUACUCAAUACAAUUUAUUCCGGGACAAAAUACAUUUCCACCAGUUGAGUUUGAUUCCUAAGAACAAACAGUCGGCGCUGAAGAUAACAGUUAGCUUCUCUAAACCCAAAACUAGGACUUUUCCUGUACUGCUUCUAAUAAGGCAUUCUAAGAAACCCUCUCCAUCUAGCUUUAAUAUAAUGCAAAUCCACAAUAGAGAACAACUUUCAUCUCAGAUAUUUAUUCCUGUGGAUUCCUUAAGAGAUGCAGAAUAUACCUACAUGGCAUUGAUGGAUGCAGACUACAAAAGGCAUCCCAAAAAUAAAUACAUUUCCAAUAUGAUGAAUUAUACAGUAGAUGUGCAGUGGAUACAAUGCCUUCAUUGGCAUGAUAAACAAUGGAAUUCAGGAAACUGUUCUCCUCAGAAAGGGACCACAGCGACUGGGUUUACUUGCAGCUGUACUCGUCUAGGUAUGUAUACCACUGCUAAUAGACAAGUGUCAUCAUCCCAUUUUAACGUGGAAGAUAUCUCCCAGUUUUUAAGCUCAAAUAAAAAUCUGGUCCCAUCCAUCAUUCUUGUAAUUUGCACUCUGCUUUACAUUUUACUGAUGUUUUUCGGUAAAUUUAAGGACCAACAUGAAGAUCAAAAAGAUGGUUUUGUGUUUCUUCAGGAUAAUUCUCCAAAUGACCAGCAGCAAUAUGCUGUUAUGGUUGAUGUAGGUUUCCGAUCUAGACCAAAAUCUACAGCUAAGGUCCAUAUUAUUUUACAUGGUGAGGAUGGUGUUUCUGAAACCCGUGUGCUGUUCUGUCCAGACAAGCCUUUGUUUGAAAGAAAUUCACGACAUACAUUUAUAAUGAGUGUACCAGAAAGUCUUGGACCAUUGUGGAAGAUUCACAUUUGGCAUAACAACAGUGGUUACUCCCCAAGCUUGUACCUUAGUCAUGUGAUUGUCAAAGACCUGCAGACUGGAACCAGCUGGUUUUUCUAUGCUGAAUGUUGGCUGGCCAUUGAUGAGGGAGACGGGAAAGUUGAGCGUGAAUUGACGUGUGUAGGACAUGGAUUGGGAUUUAGAAGGCUUUUCUACAGCAAAUUCACUGAAUAUUUAGAGGAUUUCCACUUCUGGGGCUCAGUCUUUAGUCAGCCAUCUUACAGCUGGUUUUCUUAUACACAACGAAUAACAACAUGUUUUGUCUUAUUAUUGGGAUACAUGUGCUUGAAUGUUUUACUUAUUCACUGGGAAGAAGAACAGUAUACUGUUGAGGUCGGCCUCAUUGAAAUCUCUACCAUUUCUAUGACGUGUGGACUGAAAGUUACUCUGGCCGUGUAUCCUGUUGUAGUAUUAUUAUCUCUUCUGUUUCGAUUUAGUCAGAAAAAAUUCACCAAAGAUUCUGGAGACGGCCGAUUUAAAGUUGUAAAAGGCUCUCAAAUAGAUGCUACUGAAGGGCAUCAGCAUUCUGUAUUUGCAGCAGAUACCAUGUUUGAAUCCAAUCUGACAUGGCAGCAUUUCCAGUACUGGGCAUAUGAUGCUUGGAAAAAGAAAUAUGAGAGGGAUUUUACUACUUCAAGUAUUUACUUUGGAAAUGGGAGCAGGAGGUACAAGAAUCAAUGCCCAUCUGUUUCUACUCAAAGCUCAAGUGGAUUUGAAGACUGUAGUUCCAUUAAUGGUGGAAAAACUGUUCUAAAAGAAUUUAAGGAUUGUGAAAAUAACUCAUGUUCUCAGUACUCAUCAGAUCACAGCUUGUUUGAAAAUUCUGUCCUUCACGGAAACAAGGUUUUGCCUUCAUGGUGUGUCUAUGUGGCUUGGGCCAUUUGUGUUACGUUCAGCCUGAUUUGUGCCACCAUAAUUGUAGCAUUUGGUUUCAGGUUUGGUCCCACAAAAUGUCUGCUUUGGUUACAUGCAGUGUUUUUCUCACUGAUCUACUGUAUAUGUAUCGUUCAGCCAGCUUUGAUUUUAUUCAUUGCACUGUUUGUAGCAUGGAAUAAAAGAGGUAAAACCGAUUUCUUUCUGCAAGCAUUAAAUGAAGAUGUGAAGUACAUUGUUGGUGAGCCAUGUGUGCCUUUGGAGAAUAUAACAGCCUACUCUAGACAGAGCAGUCAUGAAACACCAACCUUUGAAAAGAUUCUUGCUGCCCGGAAAAGAGCUCGAUAUUUACGCUUGGCUCGCCCACCUACUCCAGCACAACUUAAAGUAACCAGAGACAAAUUUAGAAGAAAAACUAUUAUUGGAAAAAUAUUAAGGGAACUGGCUGUGUAUGUUUUUAUGGUCGCUUUGUUAACUUUUAUCAUUAUUGGAAAGUAUUCCCACAAUGAAUAUUAUGUAAACCAUGCAGUGAGAAAUGAAUUUACAAGAAAUGCUAGACAGCCAUUUAGUGAAAUCAAAACAGAGGGGCAUUGGUGGAACUAUUGCUUUAAUGUCUUACUUGACGGUCUGUACUGGAAUAAAUUGUAUAACGAAGAACCUUCACACGGCCAGAUUGGACCAAUUGAAGGGAAAUUUAAUAUAAUUGGAGCUCCAGUCAUGAGACGAUUAAACAUUGCAAAUCAUUCGACUUGUAUGAUUCCUUCAUUUUCAGCAUCAGACUUUCUCAACUGUGCUUUUCCUCAUCCAUCAGUGGAUUCCAAAGAUAAACCUAGUACCUGGAGGAUCCAGGAUGAAAUGUUUUACCAGUGUGCCAAGAUUCAGUGCCAUGAUGAAAAAGACUCAGUUAUAAAUCUGGGCAGAUCAAGGACUGCUGCCCACACUGCCCUAUGGAACAUAAGGAACCAACAGUGGAUAGAAAGACGAACAAGAGCAGUUGUUGUACAAUUUCUUCUUUAUAACCCUCCCACAAAUCUGUUCACCAUGGUGUCUCUGCUCACAGAAAUACAUGUUUCAGGGGAUAUUAUCACUUCACCUCAUAUAGAUUCCGUAAGGAUCUACCGGAUCACCACGCUUAUGGAUUACUUUACUAUGACAUUUGAGUUGAUAUACCUUGGAAUGGUACUUACCUAUUUUUAUGUACAAUUGAAUAGUAUGAUUCAGAGGGGUGUCAGAAGCUACUGGCAGGAAGCAUGGAAUUGGGUAGAGGCUUUUAUAAUUGCACUUAGUUUGUGUUACUACAUCUGUCAAAUCUACCAUUGCAUGCUUACUGUGGAUAUAAUGGAUCAUCUUCAAAAAGGAUUUUUUACAGUAUUUAUACAUUUCAGCUUAAUUGCUACUGUAGAAAAGUGGACUCGUUCUUUACAUGGGAUGAUUUUAUUUUUAAUGAUAAUUAAAUUUAUAAAACUUAUUCGCUUUUACAAAAUGAUGGCUCCUUGUGUGACAGUAUUUCAUCAUUCCUGCUCCAGUUCAGCAUUCACAUUGCUCAUUGGAGUAGUCUUCACCUUGGCCUAUUCUGCACUAGGACACCUCAUAUUUUCCACUGAAAGCUAUUUAUUUAGCAGUCCACUAAAUUCAAUCCAGACUAUUUUUAUAUAUUUACUAGGGGCUCGUUGUACCAAGCAUAUCCAAUAUUUACAAAAUCAAAUUAAAUCUAAUCACAUUUCAACAAUCUGUUUUUAUGGAGCACUGUUUAUCACAGCUAGAGUUUUAUGGACUGGAAUGCUCAAAGGAGUUCUCACUUCUGUAGCCAAAUGCUCAAAGAAGGCACAACGCAGCAAGCAUCAUGUGACACUCAAACAACUUGCAUCUCAUGCUGGACGACUGGUGCUUUCAAUAGUUGGUCGACAAAGACAAAAGAACACAGAUAAUAUAUGUGUAACUGGAAGUAAUUACUACUUGGAUGAAUUUGAGGACCUGAUAGAUGAGCUUCUGUUUCGACUUAAUGCCAUAUCAAACAGCCUCCAUCACUCCCUUCCCACAAAGUCGCAGUGUUACACAGAAGAAGAGGGAGACGCAAAUUACCUUGACACUAGCUCUGAUUUUUCAUUCAGGCAAACAAUGAUGGAGACUGAAGAAUGCACGGCAGAUGGAAAACUGAAGGUGGACUCUGUUACUGUGCAGAGGGAAAUGCAUUGUGCCUGUUCUGAUGUACCUGGGGAAAAUAUAAACAGCCUGCCACAGCAACAAGACUUGGAGAUUGCCGACAGAGAUGGCUACAGUAUUCCACAGGAUGUUUUCUCAAACCCCAAUGCUUCUGAAGACACUCAGAACCAUGCAAUAAAUAAUAAAAAUUCCAUUCUUAAGACAGAAGAUGAACAAGGAAUCUCAGUUAGAAAUGGCAAAUAUUGCUUAGAUAGUUAUCAACAUGGAUAUGCUCCAAAGUAUCUGAUAACUGACGAGAAAGCCCUUUUGCCCCCCGUUUUGUAUAUGCCCCCAUGUGAGAACACUGUUGACCUCGAUUACAGUAAAACAGACAGUAGAACCCACUGCAUUUCAGCUAACAUACAAAACAAAAAUCGUAGACCUCUCAGGCGUUCUCAUACCAUAGUAAUGGAACCUCUGCAAAGCAACACUACAUUUCUGUCGAAGAAAACUAAUGGGCAUGGAAACACGGCCUUAGAGAACCUUAACAAUGCCAGAGACUUAGAACAACAUCAGGGCAAUAUUUUUCAACAAACUUUUUGUGAUAUCAUAAAUGUAAAGGAAAGCACACAGAUUUAUAUAGGAACAGUGAUACAUACACCUCAGCAGAUAUCAACCAUAAAAACUUUGAUCCAAAGGGAUAAUAAAACUACAGACAACACAAAUACGAGUCCUUCUACUGUGAAACAAUGCUGGUAGUAUCAAUAGUGAUCUCCAGAUGACAUUUUCUAUCUAUAUUUACAUGCUUUCACUCUGUUUUUGUGGUGUAAAUUUGUGGCACUGUUUCUCAGAUGCUGUUUAGACUUUUCAUUGCGACUUUUGCUUUAGAUGUUUUUUGUUUUUUUUAAUUGCAGAACUAUGUCAUAGUCUGGGUAACUUUUUGCAGUGGUCUAGAAUUUAUCAUGUGUGAUUUUGCACAGUUUGUGCAAAGCGCUUAAUUGGGCACUGUCAUCAACUUUUUUUUAGUACUACAACAUAUCUCUAAUAUAUUUUCAUUAUUUUUUUUUAUUAAUAUAUUGUAAUUUUCGUUUGAAAACCGGCUGCAGCCCGGCGUGAAGUCACGCCUGAAUUCUGACCGAUGCCGGACGGGCAAUCAGUCUGAAUUCAUUCAGCCUACGCUCGCUCCCUGCCUGUCAAUCAGACAGGUGGGAGCGAGCGCUGAGAGCGCAUUGGCUCCCUGGCCUCACACGCCCACCCGCCCCGCCUUCAGACUUCUACAUGCCGCUGCUGCUGCUCUGCACGC